Molecule: messenger RNA, 369 nt
Organism: Babjeviella inositovora NRRL Y-12698
Lineage: Eukaryota; Fungi; Ascomycota; Pichiomycetes; Serinales
Gene: DAP1
Product: Dap1p
Exons: 1
Coding region: 1-369 (122 amino acids)
Cellular component (GO): endomembrane system; membrane
Source: RefSeq, a predicted model, not a curated record
AUGUCUACUGCCACUGAAAACACCUCUACUGAGGGCGCUACUGUCGAAGGCUCCUUUACUCCUAAAACCCUCUUCAAGUACAAUGGGCACGACAUGCAGGAAAUCUACAUCGCCGUUAAAGGUGUUGUUUACGACGUUUCUGCUGGCAGGUCCUUCUAUGGCCCAAGCGGCCCGUACGCCAAUUUUGCCGGUCAUGAUGCCUCCAGAGGUUUGGCGUUGAACUCCUUCGACGCUGAGUGUAUCAGAGAUUUUGACCAGCCAAUUGACGACUUGAAGGACUUGACGCCCGAGGAUAUCGAUUCCUUGGACGGCUGGGAGGAGCAUUUUCAAAAGAAGUACCCUGUUGUCGGCACUUUAGUCGAGAACUAA